Messenger RNA from Jatropha curcas, 1248 nucleotides. RefSeq names its product transthyretin-like protein. Gene Ontology annotation, cellular component: peroxisome. Gene Ontology annotation, biological process: purine nucleobase metabolic process; urate catabolic process. Gene Ontology annotation, molecular function: hydroxyisourate hydrolase activity; 2-oxo-4-hydroxy-4-carboxy-5-ureidoimidazoline decarboxylase activity. NCBI's taxonomy places the organism in Eukaryota, Viridiplantae, Streptophyta, Magnoliopsida, Malpighiales, Euphorbiaceae. The record is from RefSeq and is a predicted model, not a curated record.
AUCCGAUAACGACUCCAAUCGGUUUUUUUGGAAAGUUUCAAAUCCUUGAUCAAUUUGAUUCAUUUGGCGUCAAUUUCAGCACCGAUCAGUUGUCACUUGUAGAAGAAGAGGAAAGGAAAAUGGAACCAGUGAUGUUUGAGGAGAAAGAUUUUCUGGCAUGCUGUGGUUGCACUAAAUUCGCUAAAGAAAUGGCGUUGGCCUCCCCUUUUACCUCCCUCGAUGAAGCUGUCGCUGCAGCCAGAAAGAUCUGGUUCAACAAGGUUGAUGUGAAUGGUUGGCUGGAAGCGUUCUCGUCUCAUCCUCAGAUCGGACAAUCGCCUUCUUCCCCCGCCGCUUCUCACACUGCUGCUCAGUGGAGCAAGGGAGAGCAAUCAACUGCUUUAGCAACUGCUACUGAUUCCAGUUUACAGGAACUCUCUCACUGGAAUGCCCAAUAUAAGGAAAAGUUUGGAUUUAUAUUUCUUAUAUGUGCAUCAGGAAGGAGUACUACUGAAAUACUUGCUGAAUUAAAGAAACGGUACCAAAACAGACCCAUAGUUGAAUUUGAGAUUGCAGCUCAAGAGCAAAUGAAAAUAACAGAACUACGUCUUGGAAAGCUCUUCUCAACUAAAAUAAAUGCUGCUUCAACUGGUAACCAGCAUUCCACAAGUUUUGGAGCAAAAGCAGAAGAAGAUCGUGUGGGCAUUAUUGGAGGACAUUUGACUGCUGCUCUCAACUUUUCAUCUGGAAAGGCAUCUCAAACUCCAACUCGAACCCGUCCACCCAUUACCACUCAUGUAUUGGAUGUUUCUCGGGGUUGUCCAGCUGGCGGUGUUGAGGUGUGUUUGGAGAUGUGGAAUGGCACUCAACCCCGUCCCCUUUUCGGUGAGAUAGGUGUAGACAGUUGGGUAGUUCAGGGGGCUUCAACUACAGAUGCUGACGGGCGAUGUGGUCAACUGAUGAGCAUGGUUGAUGUUGUGAACCCAGGAAUAUACAGAAUAAGUUUCAAUACAGGCAAGUAUUGUCCAUCUGGGUUCUUUCCUUAUGUUUCUAUUGUGUUUGAAAUCAGAGAGGCACAGAACAGGGAACAUUUUCAUGUUCCUCUGCUAUUUUCACCAUUCUCGUUCACUACUUACCGGGGCAGCUAACUGUAAUUUUUCCAUUAUGAAUGAGAAAUUGACAAUGUUGCACUGAAUGCUGAUUGUUUAAUAGUAAAAUUGUUCUGGAGUGUAGCAGUAAUAGUUGAUGCUUAAACAAGGUUUUAGUCAA